Messenger RNA from Loa loa (African eye worm), 540 nucleotides. RefSeq lists its product as hypothetical. The record is from RefSeq and is a predicted model, not a curated record. NCBI's taxonomy places the organism in Eukaryota, Metazoa, Nematoda, Chromadorea, Rhabditida, Onchocercidae. Bases 1 to 540 code for a protein of 179 amino acids. The transcript has 4 exons.
AUGGUACGACGGAAAAUUCGGUUUACAUCAAAACGGCAUAUUUUCAAAGAUCUUUGCGAAUUAUGGCGCACUACAAUUACUUUAGCAAAUGAAAAUAAAAGGAAAUUGCUCCGAUCAUUAUCUAAUGCAAAAGCAAACGUAACAGCUGCUGAAUCAACCCUCAAAACAAAUUCUUCAAAAGCAAUUUCAUUUAAUUCCAACAAAUGCAUUCAUGUGCUAGACGGAAAUGAUGUGGAACAAAAUGAGCAGCAAAGAUUACUAGUACAGAAAUUGAGUUACGAUUCAGCAGCUACUGAUAAUGAUAACGAUGAUAACGAUGGAAUGGAUAAAAUAAAUUUCACACCAAAUUGGGUUACGGUUCAACCGCUUCCUACUAAUGGAGGAAUACGGUUCAAUCACUUCCCACAAAAGGAAGUGAAGGAUCCUAAGCGCCAAGUUAUUUUACAAAUGUGCUUCAUCGAGGUCGGUUGGAGAUACGAUAUCGGGCAUCAUUUGGUCUCCUUUGUUCUUAGUGGUUCUGUCAUCAAAUUGUUGUGUUGA